UAUACAGUGCCAAACGCUGCGUUGUAUUUACAAUGUCCAAAUAAAAAUCAAAUACUUCAUUGAUUUACUGUGCGACUUGGAUCAAUUCACAACAACUAGUUUAAGUAAACACUUUGAGUGUUAGGUAAAAUUAUAACCUCUGGAAAAGGGAUCCCUGUUAGACUACAACGAUGUCUGCAACUGUAACUUCUUCGUCCGCAUUUGCAGAACAAUCCAAGCAAAAAACCUUGUUUUGUGGCGAUGUGAAUGGGAACUUCCUCAGCUUGUUUUCCCGCGUUGAGACCAUUGUAAAGAAGUCUGGUCCUUUUGAUGUUUUGCUAUGCGUGGGAAAUUUCUUUGGCGAAGAUAAUUCACAGUUGGAUGCUUACAAAAUGGGGUAUAGAAAAGUUCCAGUACCUACUUAUGUUUUUGGACCCAGCAACAGUGAUCAUUGUCAAUAUUACUGUGAAGAAGGAUCUGAAAUCGUCCCUAAUGUGGUUUAUAUGGGAAAAAGGGGCAUCUUCACAACAAGCCAAGACAUUAAAAUAGCAUACUUAAGUGGUUUAUCCCGCAGAGAACUCGGCAAAGACAUGCCCAUGUGUACAUUUGAGCCAAGUGACUGCAGUGCCGUAAGAGAUGCUUGUUUCCGAGGCCAGAGUGAAUACAGGGGUGUUGACAUACUGAUUACUACUCUGUGGCCUGCAGGGAUACAGCAGGAUGAAACUCAAAAGGUAGAAAUAGAGCAAGAAAGAACAUCAGAUUUAAUAGCAUGGCUAACUAUGCAUAUUAAACCAAGGUAUCAUUUGGUGCCUUCACCAAAUAAAUAUUUCGCGAGGCAACCUUACAGAAACCUAAGUGUCCAUCAAGACUAUAGAGAAAGUGCAACUAGGUUCAUAGCAUUAGCGCCCGUUGGUAACAAGACUAAAGAUAAAUGGAUCUACGCUUGUUCACUACAGUCCAUCAGUAAGAUGCGUAUGACAGACUUGCUGCAGGCAACCACUGAUGAAACGGCUUGUCCGUUUGAUCCGGAGCUGUUGAAGCAGCAUCAGCCAGGGAAGGUUGUUAAGUUUACUGGCAACGGGCAAUUCUUCUACGACAUGGACGCAAAAGAUGAUGACCACGGCGGCAAAAGAAAAAGGAGGGGCGACCAUCAAGACAGAAAGAGGAGGGAAUUCGAUCAAGAUCAAUGCUGGUUCUGCCUGGCGUCACCAACUGUGGAGAAGCACCUCGUCAUAUGUGUGGGCGAGCAUUGCUAUCUCGCUCUGCCCAAGGGGCCUCUCACUCCGGACCAUGUCCUGAUAUUACCUAUUACACAUCACCAAUCGCUGGUUAAAGCGCCCGAAGAAGUAGCAACAGAUAUAAAGAAGUUCAAAGCCGCGCUCCGCAACAUGUAUGAAGCCAGUGGCAAGGCGGUCGUGUUCUUCGAGAGGAACUUCAAGUCAUCUCAUAUGCAGAUACAGUGCGUGCCGGUACCGAGGGCUAGCGAGCCACAGAUACUUGAGGUGUUCCAGGAUGAAGCGGGCAUCAACAGUAUACAGAUAGAAGUGCUGCCGCCGUACUCUGAGAUGAGCCAAGUCGCCACGCCGGGAACUCCCUACUUCCACGCGGAGCUGCCCAGCGGCGAGCAACUCUUCGCUCACACGAAGCAGAACUUCCCUCUGCAGUUCGGGAGAGACGUCCUCUCGAGCCCUGAGAUCCUAGACUGCGAGGAUAAAGCGGACUGGCGGCAGUGCCUCCUCAGCCGCGACCAAGAAGACGUAUACGUCACAGACUUCAGGAAAAAGUUCCGCCCAUACGACUUCACUGCGGACGACGAUAGCGAUUGAUUCUGGGCCUGGCUCGAGUAUUUGAUCGACAAGAUGUACAUGUAUGUUAUGUCAGGUAACUUCAUUGUCUUAAUAUUUGCGGUUUCAGUUUUUGUGAAACUGUUAUUUAUGCUCGGAAUUUACAAUUAAACGGAUUUUAAGAAAUGUUUCACCCUUAAGACUUUACAUCGGACGAUGAUAGCGAUUGAUUCUGGGCCUGGCUUGAGUAUUUGAUUGACAAGAUGAGUGUUAUAUCAGUUACCUUCAUUGUCUUUAAUAUUUAUAACUUCUGACUCCGAGACUGCUGCUGACGACGAUAGUGAUGGAUUCUGGGCCCUAUUAAAGUACUUGCUUGAUAAAAUGUACGUUAUGUCGCGUUAAUUACAUAUAUAAUAAAAAAAGUUGUAUAUAUUCAAGCAUUCAUCUUUGCUGUUAUAGUCAUUAGGUACAAGGUGCUAUUCAUGCAUCGAAGCUUCAAUAUUUUUUGUUAAAAAUAUAAAUUUUCGGUAAAGUUCUGGUUUUGGCCCUGCAAUAUCCUAUACAGUUAUUAAUCUAUUCUAUCACUACUCUAUAUUUAAAAAGAACCAUAUAUGUAUAAUAAGUAUAAAAAAAAAUCCAUGCCGAAAGGACGAGUACAGUCGCCGGCAUAAAGAAGUGAUGAUUUAUGUACCUUGUCAUAUUAACGUCUUGUUUGAAAUGUCAUACGAAAUUGUUAAUCGAUUAAAGGCGACAAGGUAGAGGUACAGAAAUCAUCACUCCUUUAUGCCGGUGACUGUAUCUAGUUUACAUCGCGCGCGAGAAACCGUCACGUCCGUCAUUUGUUUGCCCUGCAAGUGGGAUGAUUUUAGUCAAAUGAUAGCAGUUAAUGAAACCUACCUUUACAUUGUGUAAAUAAAAAUGUUGUAAAACGACAUGAAAGUAUAAAAAUGUAAUUAUUUUUCUCCAAAUGUAUUUAAUAAUACAUGUAAAUUUUAAGUGUAACUUUUAAGAAAGAAAUAAAACCACAAAGUUUCAAGUAAA
This is a messenger RNA of Leguminivora glycinivorella, 2804 nucleotides long. Its product is annotated as CWF19-like protein 1. Gene Ontology annotation, molecular function: RNA lariat debranching enzyme activator activity. Bases 171 to 1805 code for a protein of 544 amino acids. The record is from RefSeq and is a predicted model, not a curated record. The transcript has 11 exons. Gene Ontology annotation, cellular component: post-mRNA release spliceosomal complex. Lineage: Eukaryota; Metazoa; Arthropoda; Insecta; Lepidoptera; Tortricidae. Gene Ontology annotation, biological process: mRNA splicing, via spliceosome.